Molecule: messenger RNA, 4401 nt
Organism: Cutaneotrichosporon cavernicola
Lineage: Eukaryota; Fungi; Basidiomycota; Tremellomycetes; Trichosporonales; Trichosporonaceae
Exons: 1
Coding region: 1-4401 (1466 amino acids)
Source: RefSeq, a predicted model, not a curated record
AUGGCCGCCAUUCCCAUGGUGGCCGUUGCCACUGCGCCCGUCAAGACGGGCCCGGCGUCGUCUUCGACCGAAUGUCUUAUUCCCCACCGCCUAGGCAGCCGGUGGACAACGAGUUGGACCGACCCAGCCGGCUUUGAAGCUCGCGACGACAAGGAGAGCGUGAGCGUUCGUAUGUGGGGGCGUGGAAAGAAACCCAAGACAAACCCGAAGGCUGCGCUCGACAACUCGAGCGAUGAGGACAACCGCCGUUGGACCUCGCCAGCAACCGCUCCGCUCUCAGAGAGGCGUCACUCUUUCGGCGAUACCCAAUCGCCGCCAAAGAAGAAACGAUACAGCUUCAUGCCGGCGCGGCUCGCCCCGGCCCCACCACCCGAGGCGCCUGGUGCCGAGAGUGCCGAGGCUGCACACGCUUCCGCCCUCGCCAAACUCACUGGCUCACCCAGCACCGUGGCGGCAAGCCAUGGCGAAACCAAGAAACGCCGCUUCAGCCUCAAGAGCCUUCCUGCCCGCCCACCGACUCCUGAGCCGCUCCCGCCCCCACCUCUGCUUAGCCUCAAGGACGUCAAGGGCGGCAUGUCAUUUGCGUCCGACAGCGGCAAGCGCGGCUGGGGUGAGUACGAUGAGUUUGGCGCCGUAAACCACACCAAGCCCAAUACCCAAGACGGAGACGGAGACGUGACACCGCCAAAGGCCAACCCGUUCGAUGGCGGCUUCACUCCCGUCUCCCCAAACCUCGGGGAGGAACGUCGUGCCAAGCGUCUCAGCCGACACGCGACGGGCGAGCGUACUCUGCCUCCGCGACUCCCCGCACCGGCCGAUAUGAUCGCGGCAAACCCCGGCCUUGGCCUUGCAAACGAUCAGCGUGUUGCAAACCCCGGCCUUGCAAACGAUCAGCGUGUUGCGCGACAUCGCUCCGCCCCCGUCGGACGGCCCGUUACGCGCACCCUGCGCCGCAAACCGCCGCCCAAGGCCGACGAGGAGCUUCUCCAGAAUGAGAGCGGGCACGGUACGCAGACGACACCACCUAGUGCACCCGCUACCGUGGCUCGUGCCUCGAGUACAGCAGCGCCGGCGAGUAGGGGUGCCGCGUCUACUGCAAUUCCGAAUGCAGUAGCUGUCCACGCUUCGACAAAUGGCCCAGCUGUCCCGGCUGUCGCUGUUGCUGGUGCCGCUGCGGCUGCUACCUUUGGUGCUGCAGCGUUCGCAAUCAAGCCGGCUGCGAACACGAACACGAACACUCCACCAGCUGCCGUGGGAGCUGCCGCUUUCCGCAGCGAGCCUGUGCCAGCUCCUCCUGGGGCAGUGGACACGCCUCGCGACGUCGAUGCAGUCAGUACAUCUCCAGAGGCUCCGGCAGCUACUCUGACAGCUACGCCGGUAUCGGCGACCAGUGCAGCUCCAGAGGCUCCGGUAGCUACUCUGACCGCUACGCAGAUAUCGGCUACCGUGACACCUCGUGACGCCUCUCUCACUGCCGAGUCCAUCCCAGUCGCCGUCGCCGCCGCACCUGCUGCCCUGCCAACGCCCGAGGCCCAGCACGAGUCCGUCGCGGCCCAUACUGAGCGCGUCAUCUCUCCCGAGUCUCCGACACCGCAGUCCGCAGCCACUCAAGCCGGCUCGACGCAGGCUCACGUACGCCAGAGCUCAGUCUCCACUGCCGAGUCGAUGCACACUGCGCACUCGGACUCUUCCGCAGCCGUCACUGCCCCAACUUCGCCUAUCGACGCUACAUUCGCUCCCCCAUCGACUGGCCAUACUCCACAGCCUCCCACCUCCUCCGGGUGGCCAAUCUUCCCCGUCGUACCCGUGACCAGCAUGCCACCGCGCUCGACGCCAGCCUCGCCCACUCUUCCGACUGAAGAUGACGUCGCGACGCCGCGAGCACAAGCCGACACCCUGACCCCGCGCGCCAUCCCUCAUGCACUCGCAGUACAGGACAGUACACUUGUCCCACAACCCAGCACCGAGAUCGCCCCGGCGCCCACGACUGUGGCGGCCCAUAUGGCUCUCGCCUCAGCCGUCGAUACACCGCCGCGCAAGGUACUGGCGAUCAGCCCGCCUCGCCGCCGGCCCAUCCCCGCCGCGUGGCAGUCGCAGCAGUCCCUCCUAGUACCUGAGGAAGAACGGCCGAGCAGCACCACCCCGCCCGCCACAGCCGAGAGCGGCAUCUUCCCACAACACCGUGACGAGUUUGUCGACGCGCGCGGACCGGAAGGUUUCGCCGCGCCCACUGCUACCCAUGUCGCUGCUGUCCGAGUCGCUACUGUUGCUGCCGGAGUCGCUACUGUUGGAGCUGUCGCGGCCCAUUCCAAGACGAGCUCCAUGUCUUCAACUUCAACAGACCGCAUCAGGCCCAGUGACAUUGCCCAGAUCCCGCCAUUCUCGCCUCCGCGGAGGGCCGUCGCCCCCAUGCCAUCAGAGUACGCGUACGACCGGCCGGCAACGCACGCCCGCGCCGCCGAGAGCUUGCGUGCGCGCCACGGCCUGUCGCCCGAACCACCCGAGGAAGCGCGACACUUGCGCGUGAGCGCAUACGGUGUCCCCGAAUUGGACUUUACGCGCACGCCGCCGCCUGAACGUGAACACGACGAUGAACCAGCCGAGACGGAGGCGCAUGGCCGCAGCUCAAGCGAACGUGAGGUCCUCCAAACGCCUGCAUUGGGCGAGGCGGCAUUGAGCAUGAGCAGCCACUCGGGAUACGCCCAGUCGCAGUAUAUCCAGCCUCCGUGGCCGCGCUCGCGAGGCCAUUCACGCGCCAGCUCAACGUCCCGAUCUACCACGAGCGCCGCUAGUGCCGCUCCGCCAUCUGUAAGCGCGUUCACUGACCGCCUUCCCCGAUCUGGGCAUGAUGACGGGGAUGGAGAUGGCGUGGAGGGUCUCCUCUCGGCCCAACACACAGGCACGACCAAGGGCCGGGAGAGCGAUACGCCAACCGUCGAGAGCUCGCCCCGCGCCCCGAGCUGGAUCGACUACGCUCGUCCGCCCAAGGUCCUUGAACUCGAGGCCGCCGUCGCUGCAGCCGCUGCAGCCUCUACUAAACCCUUCCCGAACCCGGAUCAGCGGCUGUUCCAGCAGGACAAGGAGAUGGAGGUGGCGCGCGACCUCGACGCCAGCACGACGCGUGAGUCGCCUGACCGCGCGACUCGCGAGUCGCGCCGCCACGGCCUCGUCAGCAUGGACGGGCGCGCGACCAAUUCCAACGCCAACGGCCACGGUAGUGGCAGAGAACCCUCUCUCUCGCUGCAGCCCGUGUUCCAUGCGCCGCCGCCACCGCUGCACUCACCGAGUGCGCCUGUCCCGCCACCAAAGGACCACUUCGGGACGUAUCCCUCCGGCCACACGUACGCCACGGGAGGACCCUCGGUGGACGCCGCAUCUCACCACGACUCAGUUGGACGCUCGCCAAGGCCCCAAACGGCCGACACACCAGACACGGCGCCCCGGCCGUUCGGUUCUCUUGGCCGCUCGUCGCGGCCCAACACUAGUGGCGGCAUUGCCUCAUCACACCCCUUCAACUCGCUCCGUUCCACCAUGCCGACCACUCAAGACCCAGUAGUGCAUUCAUCCCAAGCAGGAGCAGGAACAGACGCCGCUCGCACAACGUCAACUGACCGCGUGACGCCGCCGACCCAUCGCGCCACGUCACCCUUCAACGCAGCGCAAUGGGCCAAGCUACAGCCCAUCAACUCGGCACACGCAUCCGCCCUCUCGCGCCUCGAGGGCACGUCGGCCGAGACCUACUCGCUCGCCCACGAGGCGCACCCGCAUCCCCCACCGCCAUUCCCCGGUCCGCGCGCCACCUCGCCCGAACCGCGCAAGCGCUUCUCAUUCCGAUCCACCGGCGGGAGCCUGCGGGAGAAAAAGAAGAAACGCUUCUCACUUCUCCCGGAAAGCAAGACUGCGCUCGACAUCUCGGCACCUGUGCCUGCGUCUGAAGUGCCUCUUGCAGCCGACGCGUGGCCCGCAGGUGGGGUGGGAAGCAGGCUGAGCGGUAUCGUCCAGACUCCACUGCCGCCGACACCGGCUGUAAGCUCCAUGUCUGUCGGAACACCUGCCAAACUCUCGGUCCACCCAGACACUUCGCGGCACCAUCACAACGCCCCAGAUAUCCCCGAACGGCCGACUAGCGCUGCGUCGCGGCGCUCCCGCCGCUGGAGCUUCAAGCCCAGCAAGAAGGCGCGUGGGCCUGAUGUCGACGCUCCCCCGGUCCCGGCGCUCCCGCCUGUCCUACCGCUUCCGAGCAGCUUUGAAGAAGCAAAAGACAUGAGCCUUUCGGAAUCGCCACUCAAGGCGGCGACGCAGCGGCCCAUUCCGGUGCAGCACCAGGUUGAAGUUGACGAGUCCAAGAGGAAGAAGGGAGGAAAGUUUAUGCGCACCCUGCGUGGGCUUUUCAAGCAUUAA